Pseudo-nitzschia multistriata is the source of this 2620-nucleotide messenger RNA. The record is from the annotation of a GenBank genome assembly. Lineage: Eukaryota; Bacillariophyta; Bacillariophyceae; Bacillariales; Bacillariaceae.
CGAACGCAUGAGAAUCAACGGMAAGAUUGAACAUGAAGAAUCUUAACGAAUCAAUCAUUGCGCAUCACUGAAYCUGCACUCAGCUGCCGUUCAACAAUCAAGAAGUCGGCACUGUGUUGAAGGAGUACGAGUAGACCUCGUUCUCCUACUCACUACUUGGGUACUCAUACCCCAUGAGCCGAACUCAGUGGUGAUUCAUUGAGGAACGUUAACUCCGCAUCAAAGAGGACUGAAUACGAGUAGUCGAAUCUCCAUUGAUGAGUUCGUUUAGGCAAUCAGAAGCAAUGACGCCCAUAGUUCUAACAAAGCAACAAAAYCCUCCUAUGACAGGCUUUCCGAUAGGAACUUUGAUAACGGAACAAACCGAAAUGCAGAACCAACAGGAACAGCAACAUGCUGAUAGAUCAGAGCUUGCCGGACAGGGCCUUGUGCCGCGUGGGCUUGUUUCCCAUGUGCCUGUGUCGAUCAUCAGUUCUGUUGACUCUCGUGCGUCUUCUUCUAGCAGUCUGUCCUCGUUGUCAUCCAAAGAAGGAUCAGAGAACGGGGAUACUUUAUCUAGUAAYUCUCGACUUGCCGAAAUCAACGGAUGGAAGAGCUCAAACAUGGAGAUUACUCCACCUGCACAAGAUUCAACGGCAAGUGCUGAGUUUCGUAAGAUAGAAUCCACUAAGAAGCGGCCUUUCAAGAAAGCACUCAUCGAUGCUGCCAAUAUGCRUUCACAUGGUGCCUUCUCUCAUUCGGAACCGCAAACAUUGCUCAGUACGAGUCCCAAGAAAAAAGUCCGGAAGUUAUCGAACGAUUCAUCCACACAAGCAACCGCACGAGUCAUCUCGCCACCCCUGCAGCAGCAAAAUCAGCAACAGAAACCUAUGCAGUCCCAUCUGAUGCUUUUGGCGCGAGAAGAAGACGAAGCUCACCUUAGCCCACUUCAUGUAUUUGUUCGGAAACAAAUCGAGGUAUUCACUGCAACAACCACGGAGCUCACCGAACCAGCUCCGGGACGGAAGCAACCCAUAAGGCUCCACCAAGUUGGGCUUCGAUGCAUCCAUUGUCGCCAUCUUACGACCAAUACACCCCAAAAAUCGAGAGUGAAGCGCGCCGUAUGUUAUCCCAGUUCCGUGGGAAGAAUAUAUCACUCUGUCAGUGACAUGAAAUUUGAUCACUUCAGCCUUUGCAAGGAACUUCCUCCCGAUGUACGCAACACCUUUGAAAGCCUCAAAGCCGAAUCAAAGCGCAGCAAUGGCAAGAACGCGAAUGGCAGCAAGAAGGAAAAGAAAACAAAGACGAGCAAGAAGGGGCAGACUUUCUCUUCCACCGCACAAUACUAUAGGACAUCAGCUUCUCAAAUGGGGUUAAUGGAUAGUCCAAGGGGGAUCAUUUAUGUGCCUCUGAAACACAAUAGCUCCUCYGAACGCUCAACAAACAGCCCCAAUCUGGUUUCCGCAGCGAUGUCCAUGCAAAAUCUCGUGCCACAACAACCUCUUCAAGCACUGUCCACCAAKAACACUUUUCACAACCAUCUGAACCAGCCACAGAAUCCAUCGCUUCUUGCUUCUCAGGGUAUAUGCUCGACGAAUUUUCUGCCACCAGAUAUUUCCCACUUAGUGKKAGCGAAGGACCAUAGCAGCAGUAUUGUCACAGAGAUGGACCAUAAAAAUCUCACRGUUGCUAUGAACUCUAGCGUUCUGCAAUCGCUAUUGAUGAAUGCAAUUCUUGCAGGUGCCAACGCACAGAAGUCGAUCGAUGCUGCUUCCAAGGCCCUUGGUGGGGGCGGUUACAACCAACAAGCCAAUACCACGUCUCCGUUGCUGCCCUCGGCCACCACUCCCGAGACCUCCACUGCGGCGCGACAGCUCGUACUUCCACUGGCUUCCCCCGAGGACGCCGGGGUUCUCAAUCCGCUCCACUGCUUUGUCCGAAAACACGUGGAGCUUUUUGAAGCCGACGCGGAGGCUYUGUCCGCACCCGCACCCGGUCGCAAAGUCCGUGUCACCCUCGGCCAGGUCGGCAUCCGGUGCGUGCACUGCGCCAAGAAAAAUGCACCCGCAAAGGAACGCAUCAAGCGCGCCGUUUGUUAUCCCCCGAGCAUCGAUGGCAUCUACCACUCGGUUUCCAACAUGAAGUUCGAUCACUUUGGGAUCUGUCCCAACCUUCCUGCCGAAGCCAAGGCGGAGCUCGCCGCUCUUAGGACACCUGCCAGCGGCAGGCGCCAGGCAAGCAAGAGCACYAAAGGCAGCGGCAAACGAAGCUCGGGAUCGAGUAACACCAACACGGGACACUAUUAUCGCGAUUCGGCGAUUGCCAAGGGSCUGGUGAACACGGAAAAGGGUAUUCGGUUCGGGGAUGUAGACAAAACACCUUCACGGAACAGCACUGAUGCAGCUUCUGCUCCGGCGACAACGACAACAACCACUUCCGUAUCUGACGAUUCUACAACCGCCGUGACCGGGUUGCCCAAUAGAUCUGCCUCGCCGUCCUACCCGACCGGAAUGUCGGUACUGAUGAUGGCCGCCGCAUCKCAUGCUACCCGGGUUUGAAUUGCUUUYAGAAUAUUCAUCGWGGGUACACSAUUAGCUUUCGCGACGAAAGCUGUGUUCAUUAAUCAAUGUUGUAACAUUAA